AUGCUCCAUUCCCACACCGCCAUCACCGCAGUGGAUGCAAUUAUGGAUGAAGGUGUUUUCGAGCACCUUAAGAAAUUCAGCAGCUACAAAUAUUCUCUUUACCAGCAGCGCAAGCAGCAGCAGCAGCAGCAGCUGCAGCAGCAGCAGCAGCAGCUGCAGCAGCAGCAGCAGCAGCUCCAGCAGCGGCUGCAGCAAGUCCAGGCCACCCUGCGGCAGCUCCAUCAAGCUACUGCGCAGCAGCAGCAGCAGCAGCAGCAAAGCGUCGCGGCUGCAGCUGCUGCGCCGGUGGAUGUGGGGGAGCAGCAGCAGCAGCAGCUGCUGCAGGAGAAGCAGCAAGAACUGCAGCAGCUGCAGGAGCAGCAGCAGCAGCUGCAGCAGCGGCUCAGCCAGCUGCAGCGGCAGCAGCAAAUGGAAGUCCUAGACGAAUUUGCAGCAAUCCGUCGCAUAAACAACGAAGCGUGCACGCUGCUGGCGAGCAACUAUGAAGGAUAUGCGUGGAUGGCGCAAGUAGCAGCAAGAGUUACUGAGCUGCUGCUGCUGCCCGAAGGGGAGCAGCAGCAAGGGGGGCCCCCCGGGGGUACAGGGGGGCCCCCCGGGGGCCCCCAGGGAGCAGCAGCAGCAGCAGCGCAGCAGCGGCAGCGCGAGCUGCUGCAGGAGCACGAGCAGCUGCUGCUCGACAGCAGCAGCAGCAGCAGCAGCAGCACCAAAAACUUCGAACAGGCUUCCGCUGACAGCAUUCUCGUCGCUGCGCUGUGCGAGCUGCUUGCGACCAAAUACAAUUCUCACGUGUCAAGGAAGCUGCUGCAGGACAGAUCCCAGCACGGCAGCUGGCGGCCGCCACCAUUCUACUGGCACUUGUUUAACCACCCCUGCAUCGUGCGGCAAAUGCUGCAGCUCUACAGGCAAAGACCUCAAGACGAAUUUCUCGCCUGUUGGUUUGAAGACUUCGCACUUCACCGCAGACAGCCAGGGCCAGCGCCUUUGCCUUCUUCAGACUCAGAAGCAGUGCUCACGGCGAAGGUGUCGAGGGUUUAG
Messenger RNA from Eimeria necatrix, 1035 nucleotides. RefSeq lists its product as hypothetical. The transcript has 6 exons. The coding region runs from base 1 to 1035 and encodes 344 amino acids. The record is from RefSeq and is a predicted model, not a curated record. NCBI's taxonomy places the organism in Eukaryota, Apicomplexa, Conoidasida, Eucoccidiorida, Eimeriidae.